This is a messenger RNA of Lotus japonicus, 2335 nucleotides long. RefSeq names its product aldehyde dehydrogenase family 7 member A1-like. Lineage: Eukaryota; Viridiplantae; Streptophyta; Magnoliopsida; Fabales; Fabaceae. The transcript has 8 exons. The coding region runs from base 1726 to 2163 and encodes 145 amino acids. Gene Ontology annotation, molecular function: aldehyde dehydrogenase (NAD+) activity. The record is from RefSeq and is a predicted model, not a curated record.
UUUUCUCCUUCUCUCACAGUCGUUUCACGAAAUUGAAAACGCAGACACAUUGCGUCUUUCAUUCUUCCUAUCCAUUAUGCACAAAUAGUCUCCGCUCUGCACAACAAAAAAUUACAAUUCCUUCCUGACGCAUCCGCUAUGCAGAACAUUCUUCCCCUUUUCGUGGUUCUGAUCCUUCCUUCUCAUAAAGACUCCUGUGGCUGCGACAUGAAUCACCAUCUUCCAUCCCGUAGGCUCCGUUUCUCACAGGGGAUUUUUUGGAGGGUUCGAAUCAGACUACGGAAGGUGGUCUGCUCCGUUUGGAAGAUGGCUGAGGUUUGGCACCGGACAUUGUUCCUUAAAUGGUGGAUGCUGGCUGGGUGCUCAUACUCGAUUUGGGUUUUCCUGCAAAUUUUCAGAUUUGGUGCACCUAUGCUCUGGGAUUAUGGGGUUCCAGUUUGUGCAUUGGUGUCGUUCUUCUACGUUGUUCUUGAUUGUGGUAUUGAAUUUCCUUUCCCUCUCUCUCUCUCUCUCUGUUGUCCCUGAAAGGCCCAAUUUUUUUUGUCUCUGAUGUUUGAUUCCCUUAGUUUGUAGGCUACUGUUAUCUGGCUGAUAGUGGAAUUAGGACUAUCUAGGCCCAAAUCUAUGAAUUGCAGAAAAUUUGAUAACAUGUCAUUGAUAUUUUUGGAAUCAAUGACAUGAUUUAGCCAAAUAAGUGUGACCGGUGUCUGUAAGCAAGGUAAAAGAGUAGGAAGAAAGAAAUGAUUUAGCCAAAUAAGACCUGACUUGAAGGUUAUCAGUCCCAGGUACCAAUUGCCAUGUAUAGAAAUAGAGAUGAGGUGGCAGGAGUAGUGACUACAUUGGCUAAGUAGCAUAUGAAAGUGAAUGUAGCCCAGCUUAAUUUUGUUUUGGCUGCUUUUUUCUAGCAGAAGAGGGGAAGGUAAGCAACACAUCAAGGAAAAUGACGCCCUUGCCGAGAACCGCGACAGGAUCAAUGAGCAAGCUGAUUCUCCCCCUCUGGUGGCUUCUCUGCCUUCGAUACCAGCAUGGAUUCAGGGUGAAGAGGAGCACAGCGGUGUAUCCGACAAGUCGUCCUUUUCCUCCUCUGAUUCUCGCCAUUGAUGGGAACGUAUGAGAUCCAAACUUUACUUCUCCAGGUUCUCCCAUUAACAACCACUUCUUGAAAUCACCAUUUGAUUGAUUCCCCUAUUUUUUCUUAAUUGCAAUUUUCCUGUUUUGGGUAUUUCAGCUGUAGCAAACAGAACCCUCUUGCUCUGUCCAUUCUGUUGUUAUUAGCCUUCUUUUUCUUCACUUUAAUAUGCGGCUCAAGUUAAGCCAUUAUCAUAUAAACCAGCAUAUGCAUUUCACUCCUUCUCCAUAAUUACAAUCAAUCAUCUUCGACUGUAGUUUAUACUCUUUUUUCCAUUUUGUGGCUGAUGAUUUCAUAAAAUUUGUUCUGAAUUAACCUCAUCAAUUUUAACUCAGAUUAUCUUAUAUGCUUCUUUUUUAACUGAAAUUAGGUUUUAGCAUGGUUUAAAAUUACCUGGUGAGUACUUCUAAGCUCUAACUACUCCCUUUUUUUGUUUCACCAUUGUUGAUUGUUUUGGCGUGUGUUCAAUUUUUUGAAAUCAGUUUAUGUGAGCCCUUUCAUUUAUCCUUUUUGCUGAAAAGGAUCAUGCCCAGUUGUAGAAAACAUAAUGGAUGAACCCCAGUGAAAAUUUCAUUUAGAAUUUUUUUGGUGAUAAGAUGCAAAAGAUGAUGAGGGUUAACCGUAUGUUUGGUCAUAGGAUGCAAAAAGAGGCAGUGACAUUCUUUAUGAUUAGACUAUUGCUAUGGUUUCCGACGGAAGUAUGCAAGAUUAUACAGAGAGGUUGCAGGCUUGCAUUGAAGCAGCUAAGAUGUGCAUGGCAAUUCUGGCACCCAAAGGCCAAAAGAGGUGAGAUUGCAAGACAGAUUGGUGAGGCACUAAGGGCCAAAUUCGAUCUCGGGGAAGGCUGGUGUCUCUUGAGAUGCCUUCCAGAUGGAAUUAGGGAGGUGCAGGAAAUUAUUCAUAUGUGUGAUUAUGCGGUUGGGCUAAGCCGACAAUUGAAUGGAUCGAUUACACCAUCAGAAUGUAAUUUAUUUAUCUAUAUCCAUGAUCACUCCCUUUGCAAAGAUUGGUUAUGUGGUGAAUUCUGGUGCUGAAUUGCUGCUUCUCCUUAUAGUUUUCUAGAGCAAGAGUCAUCCAAUUUUGUAGCGCUGGGAGUUACCAUUGAUGAGAGUAAAUGGAUGAUGGCAUUGAAGGUAGUUUUUCGGAUUUGAUUCUUCACCUUUUGUACAACAAAUCCAUAUAUAUGCUAUUUUAUUUUCAUGAUUC